Messenger RNA from Triticum dicoccoides, 2067 nucleotides. Its product is annotated as ankyrin repeat-containing protein At2g01680-like. Bases 70 to 1944 code for a protein of 624 amino acids. Gene Ontology annotation, cellular component: plasma membrane. The transcript is spliced from 4 exons. NCBI's taxonomy places the organism in Eukaryota, Viridiplantae, Streptophyta, Magnoliopsida, Poales, Poaceae. The record is from RefSeq and is a predicted model, not a curated record. Gene Ontology annotation, molecular function: protein binding.
AUCACUUCGUCAUCUUGCGACUUCGUACGCACUCGCUCUGCUAGUUAUUGUGUCAGUUAAACCAAGACAAUGGCAGACAUAGCCAGCUCAUCAGGUGGACCUCAACAACAGCCAGAACCACAAAUGGAUGAGGAUCUCCUGAAAGCAGCCACAUGUGGCGAGUUGAGCUAUAUGGAAGGCUAUGCUCCUGGCAGACUUCGUGGAAUAACUCCAGCAGGGAAUACAUGCCUCCAUAUAUCCUGCAUUCAUGGCCACAUGGAAUUCUGCAGUUGUGUACUGGAACUAGACCCAUCUCUCCUCUCAAAGGUUAAUAACGAGGGUGAGACACCACUUGUCAUUGCCGUGGCACACGGUCAUGCCAACUUGGUUUAUCUUUUACUCGCACGCUGCAAAGAACUAGGAUUGAACAACAUAAUCUUGCACAAAGACAUCGAAAAAUGUAAUGCACUGCACCAUGCCAUCAGCAAUGGGCACAGGGAUCUUGCGCUAACGUUGGCAGCAGCAGAUCCUGCUCUCGCGCAGGCUGUGAACAAAUGCGAUGAGUCACCCAUGUUCAUCGCAGCGAUGAGAAACUUUACAGAUGUUUUUGGAAGACUGUUGGAAAACUCUUGGUCUUCUGAUGCAGGGAGUUUUCGACGCCAUGCUCUCCAUGCUGCAGCUAUCAAUGGGAAUCAAGAAAUCGCUGCAAGAAUUAUGCGUGUACGUCCUCACCUGGCAAAAGAAGCCGAUGUGAUUGAGGAUACCCCAAUAAGACUGGCUGUCUGUUAUAAUAAGGUUGGCGUGCUACAAGUACUUCUGAAGCAUGAUAUUUCAUUAGGGUAUGAAGUAAGCAACCAAGGCUUAACUCUCCUUGCUAGUGCUGCAACUCGAGGCAAUGUUGAUGUUGCGCGAGAGCUUCUUACCUAUUGUCCCGAUGCUCCUUAUCGCCACGUGCGCCAUAAGGAAUUGACAUGCCUUCAUACAGCUGUAUGUAACGGUCAUCCGGAGUUUGUUGAAUUUAUACUCAGGACACCACAACUCCGGAAACUCAUUAACAUGCGAGACAGCAGUGGAAGAACAGCUCUACACUAUGCAAUCGAGAAGUGCAAUCCAAAAACUGUUGCUGCUGUACUGGCUCACGAGGGUAUAGACACAACAAUACGUGACCUUAAUGGUAAAUCAGCAGCUUCACAAUUGGCAUGCAACACCGACCAUGACAAGAGUUUAGACUGGAUGGAAGUGCACGCACUUAUGUUGCAAGCUAAUCCCCAAGAUGAUGACAUAUGUUCUUAUCGUCUUCAUGAGGGAAUCGAGCAAAAUGAAACUAUUGAAUCGAAGGAUGAGACACAUACAAGUGCCACGGCUAACGUGAAGUCACUAACUCAAAAAUACACAAGCAACACAUCACUAGUGGCCAUCCUCCUUGCAACAAUCACCUUCACCGCAGCUUUCACUCUGCCAGGAGGAUACAGCAGUACUGCUGGAAGCGAGGGGCUUCCUAUCAUGUACAAAAAUACUGCAUUUCAAGUAUUCCUGGUCUCUGACACGUUAGCAAUGUGCUCUGCAUUUGUUGUGGCAUUUAUAUGCCUCAUGGGAAGGUGGGAGGAUGAUAGGUUCACGGAUUAUUACAUCACCGUCACUAAGAAGCUUACUUGGUUUGCAUACAUGGCAACACUUGCGGCCUUCGCAGCUGGUUUAUACACGGUACUAGCCCAUCAUCGCCAGUGGCUGGCCAUUGCGAUUUGUGCUCUGAUAGGGUUUUGCCCUUGUCUAACUUUGCUCAUAAGUAAAUGCCCUAUCUUAAAGCUCAAUUAUCGGAUCCGGAUUCAUCAAGCUUUGUGUGCCUGCAUAGUAGACCCUUUUGGCCGGGUGCGUCAAUGUUUCAGAUCCAAUCGGUGGCCUGGCAAGUUUAGGGUUCUUCAACGUUCCACCCCGGAGUCCGAGCUUCAUGCCGUGACAGUCUGACCCUGUCAAAUGGCUUUACGGUUCAGCUUUGUGAUGGUGUUGUUUCUCAAUUUAUGUUGUAACGAGCCUUGCUUGUCUACUCUUAUUGUAUUGUAAUUCGUCAGACAAAAACUAUUGAAAUGG